GUUUUUCAGUGUAAAAUGAACUUGAUAUGUUUUAACAAAGAAGGCCUAGGAUUAACAAUUCAAUCCACUUAUGUUUUAUUAAUAUUUACUAAAGAAGGCAUCAAAUUUAAAUAUACCGACCGCCACAGCGCGUCGUUCGAUACCUACUCAACUCCUCAAAAGGCAACAAAAAUGGAACCUAAGGAACAGCGCUACAGCCUGGACAUUGAUGAGGAUCUCAAGAGAUUGCUGGAGGCUAGAAAGCAAAAACAGGAGCAAAAGGAAGCUGCAGCCACAAUCAAUAUGUGUGAAGAUACCAUGUACGAGUCCAUGGCCACACAUGCUGCGGGGCAUGGGGAUGAAAGCUUUGAUGUGUUUGAGCGCAUGUGUGAUAAGACGGCAUCCGAUCCAGAUAGCACCUUGUUUCAGUACAUGCACAGUGAGGAUAAGAAUUAUGUGCUAGCCCAGGCCAAGGAGAAUAGUGGCAGUCGAGAUCGCAGUGCUGGUGAAGACACUGCCCAGAAGGAGAUUGAGUUCUUGCGUCGCAUGUUGGAACAAAUUGGCGCCGAGGAGCACUUGGACAACGAAAGUCCGCUCAAGGGUGUGGAAUGCACACAGCUCGAGGACGUUGAGGCACCUUCUCGUUUUUGGGACAACGAUCAGACACUGGCAGGCGGUGAGGACUCCAAAAAGAACAUCUCGCCCGUCAAGAUGGUGGGUCUGUUGCGACCCUCAACCAUCAUCGAGGCCAGUGAGCUGGAAUCGGAUGUGUCGUCUGAACAAACGAGCUUCCAGAGUGCCCAAACACUGAAGACAAAUGCAUCGAGCAGCUACGAAACGGCCACAGAGUCUGGUAGUGCCAUUGGUGGAACUCUUUUGAAUGUCGAUGAUCUUUUCUAUGCUGCCAUUGAGAAAGCCAAGCCGCUGAACAUGUCCAAGGAAGAGAAGCUGGAGCUGCUGGGCGAUUUGCAUUGCAGCCUCAUCGAGCUAGCGUCUCCCACCAAAAAUGAUGAAGAGUCGGAUGAUGUUGAGAAUACAAUAAUUGAAUUAUCAUCAACCGAUGACGAGGAGGAGGAGGAGGAGAAGGCUUCUACUUUUGAAAUCAAGGAAGAGGCUGCUGAAAACAAGGAGAAUUCCAUGCAUUUCAAUGAUACCAUCGAGGAAAUGCAAUACAUGAUGCAAAAGGGAAUGGAGUACAUGGCUGCCGCAGCACCAGUUGUAGCGCCAGCCAAGCCCAAGAGUCCAUUGCUGCAGAAACAAAGCACAUUUGUCAUGUCGCCUUCCAAGCGGUUGCCCAAGUCAGCUGCCGCCGAAUUUCUGCAGCCCGCCUUGCCACUGCGCGCCAGCAACAAGCCGCCACAAAGUGUAAAGCAGUCGCCAAGUAAAAGCAAAAUUCCAUCUCGCUAUGACAUUAAUAUGGAUCUGCCCAAGACCACAUUCUUUGGCACACCCACGGGCAUACCCCAGCGUCGUCAGCGGCAACUCAAACAUCCCUAUGACGACAUUAUAAGUCCCAUUCGCACGUACACGCAGAUGUCCGGCACGGCACCGCUGAUGAGUACCUUCCGGCAGACCAGCACAGAUGUCUACAGCACUUUGGCCAUCAGUGAACUGGAGCAGGAAUCCCGUCUGUGCCACAGAAUGCCGCCAGCCACAGCUACCAACGCGUCGGGAAGCAGCAAAAAACUGGACAUUGACUCGAAAGCUCGCCUGCUGCCCAAAAAGGCGUACAUAUCAUCAGAGCUGCAGCACGUGAUUGAUGAACGCACGCCCAUACCGAUGCCCAAUGUGCAGAAGAUUCAAAAGUACUUAAACACUGCCGUGGAGCCUAAAGUAUUCCGUCACGAUGGUAAAAUGAAGAUGCCUAGUGAUGCUGGCGCUGUGUCGCAUAUUCCACGGCGUGCCAAUCAAAGUUUGGCCGAUCUGUCGCUCGCCUCCGGCGACAUUUCCAUGUAUACCCUUCGCGAUGCUCAGAAGUUUACGAGCAAAUAAGCGCAAGUUCUGAAUGUUCUGAAUAAUAAAUGUAUUGUGUAACUAGUUGCUAGUAAA
Molecule: messenger RNA, 2028 nt
Organism: Drosophila subobscura
Lineage: Eukaryota; Metazoa; Arthropoda; Insecta; Diptera; Drosophilidae
Gene: sip2
Exons: 4
Coding region: 16-1971 (651 amino acids)
Source: RefSeq, a predicted model, not a curated record